This is a messenger RNA of Durusdinium trenchii, 1242 nucleotides long. The record is from the annotation of a GenBank genome assembly. NCBI's taxonomy places the organism in Eukaryota, Dinophyceae, Suessiales, Symbiodiniaceae.
AUGGUGGCCAUUGGGUCUGGGAUGUCUGUGAAGCCGACAAGUGCAAUGCACACGUGGGCCGUGGAGGCGAUUACCACUACCACGGUGACCCCAUCGGCUCUGCUUGCGUCUACACCGCCGACAGCUACACGAACAACGACCCCCCAUACGGUGAAGAUUGGUUACGCGCUGGAUGGAUAUCUGGUGUAUGGUCGCUAUACUGCCUCCAAUCAACCGGGAAUCGAUGUGGAUCUGGAUCUCUGUGGUGGCCAUUCGCACGAUUCCUAUGGCUAUCAUUAUCAUCCCAGUGUGGAAACCAGGAGUGGCUCUAGUCAGCUAGUCUCUGGAGACUACACGGCCUACUACUUGGGGCCAAAGAAAUGCUUCAAGGGACAGGUGAGCAGUAUCUCCAACUUCUAUGCAGAUGCCUCCAAGCCCUACACGCAGGGGGGCAUGGACGUGGGCCAGCCCAACUAUGACAACACCCUCAAGCAAUACGACGAUGUGAGCAGCCGCAGCGACUACGAAGACUUGAAGCCCUGUUGCUCCAUGAGCAGCUCCUGGGCGGCCAGUGGCAUUAGCUUCGAUACCACUGGAAACACUGGCAAGGAUGGCACCACUGGCACAGGCACCACCGGUGGCGGCACAGGGGGUACCACCUUGGGCUCCUGCAGCGGCACGGACGACAAAGGGAAGACCUGCCCGCCGGACUACACGGCGGACAAGCCUUGCCCUCCCGGCUGCACCACCAUCCCAGCUGGCUCCACCACGAGCGGCGCGAACUCCGGUGCGACGACCACCGCGACCACCGCGAGCAGUGGGUCCUAUGAGUACACCACGGCGAACGCGCUGAGCUACAUGUGCGGAAGUCUGGACACCACUGGGCGGGAGAUCACGUGUGGCCAGGGGGAAUACCCUGCCGGCAACAACGAAGGCACUGAUGCGAGCAUCUCUUGCUCCUCUGGAACCAUUGAAUGCUUUGCUGCUGGGAUAUUUCGACGGAUUUUGGUCGCGUUCGGAGUAAACUGCUCAGGUGUGGCCCAAUCUUUUUCGCAACACAUUUUCCAUCGGUUCCUGUUGAACACUUCACACCUUCACAUUGUUUUUUGGACAGGUCAAGCAAGGGCUUCAAUGGCAUUUGUUGAAAACGCUGGAAAAUGCUGUCCACGGUCGAAGGAGAACUGCGAACCAGGGAGGGGAGAAACCGGGGGGAACAACCCCAACUCCGUUGUUCCCAGCUUCUGCAGCUUCUCCUGCCCUUGA